Molecule: messenger RNA, 468 nt
Organism: Haemonchus placei
Lineage: Eukaryota; Metazoa; Nematoda; Chromadorea; Rhabditida; Trichostrongylidae
Source: the annotation of a GenBank genome assembly
AUGCAAAACAUUUCGGAAGCGUCGGUUUCCUCUCCAGAAUUGCAAUGUCCAACUUGUGGAAGAGUAUUUGCUUCGGAAGGUAGUCUAACUAUGCACACGGAAAAUAUGCACAGUGGAGCACGACCGUAUCCGUGUACCAGGUCUGAUUGCAAUAAGACAUUUCCAUCUGCAGAGCACUUGAGGAAACACAUGCGGAAUACACACAAUCCUUCUAGACUAAAAUGCUCGCACUGUGAUUCAUUCUACUCGACUAGUUCAGCUCUUCGACGGCACGAAAGGAUUCACUCAAAGCAAAGAAGAUUUACAUGCACUCGUUGCGGUGCUGGAUUCGACUUGAGUGAACCGUAUAAGAUUCAUCUCCGUCAACAUGAUGGUCUACAACCGUAUUCAUGUUCCGUUUGCGGAAAGAAGUUCACGUCAAGGGCAGUUUGCAGAAGACAUCGCUCUAGCCAUGAUAAAGUUUCAUAA